AUCGCAACUCUCCCCGUGACCUUUGAGCCAUGGCGGCCCAGAAGCUGCAAGACGAAGCGACCUGCCCCGUUUGCCUGGACUUUUUCACCCAGCCGGUGACUCUGAACUGCGGCCACAACUUCUGCCACGCCUGCCUUGCUCGGAGCUGGGGGGAGGCCCCCGGGCAGGGCCCCUUCUGCUGCCCCCAGUGCAGGGAGGCUGUUUCCCAGCAGCAUUUCAAGCCGAACCAGCAGCUGGCCAGCUUGGUGAAAGCCAUUCAAGAGUUGGGCCGCCCGGGAGAGGCGGAGAUGGGCGGCAGGGGCGACGUCUGCCCGAGGCACCGGGAGCCCCUGAAGCUCUUCUGCAAGGACGACGGAGCCCCCGUCUGCGUCGUGUGCGACAGAUCCAGGGAGCACCAGGGUCACAACACGGUUCCCCUUCCCGAGGCUGCCCAGGAGUCCAAGGCUCAAAUCUGCAGCUGCCUAAAAAAUCUGAGAAAAGAGAGAGAGAAAAUUCUGGAGUAUAAAGCAAACACAGAAGUUGAAAGCCAAGACCUGCUAAAACAAACUGAAUUGGAGAAGGCGAAGAUGGUGGCUGAGUUCAGAAAACUGCACGAGUUUCUAGAAAAGCAAGAGAAACUUCUGGUGGCCCAGGUGGAGGAGAUGGAGAAGGACAUUACAAGACAAAGGGAUGCGCACCUGGCCAGACUCUCCCGGGAACUCUCCUCUCUUGACAGUCUCAUCGGAGAGAUGGAGAAGAAGUGUCAGCAGCCAGCCAAUGAACUCCUGCAGGAUAUUAAAACCACCUUGCAGAGGUGUGACAAGAAAACAGUUGAGAAUCCUGUGGUCUUCCUUCCAGUGCUGAAGUGGAGGGUUUGGGAAUUCUGUGAGAUAAAUCCCUUUCUGGAAGCCGUCACAAAACGAUUCAAAGAUAUACUGGUAUUUGGAUAUCGGUUGCAGCAAGCAAAUGUUACUAUGGAUCCGGACACGGCUCAUCCCCUCCUUGUCCUCUCUGAAGAUUGUAAAAGCGUGAGAAGGGGAGACAAAACUCAAAAUCUGCCUGAUGGUCCAGAGCGAUUUGACAAAUGGCCUUUUGUGCUGGGCCGUGAGGGAUUUUCUUCUGGCAGGCACUGCUGGGAAGUCAUUGUGGAAAGGGAGGACAAUUGGGUUGUAGGAGUUGCUAGAAAGUCUUUGAAGAGGAAGGGCAAGGCUGCCUUUAGUUCAGAGGGAGGAAUUUGGGCUGUGGGGAGGUGGAAUGGUCAGUACUGGGCUCUCUGCACCCCUCACCCCCCUCGUCCGUUCCUGUGGGGGGAUCUCCAGAUCAUCCGAGUGACUCUGAAUUUUGCUGGGGGACGGGUAGCCUUUUUUGAUGCAGAAAGGGCAUCUCUUCUCUUUCUGUUCUCAGCAGCCUCAUUCUCCAGAGAGACCCUUCACCCUUUCUUUUGGCUGAACUCAAAAGCCCACCUCAGACUAUCUCCCUAAGGGUCACAUUUUCCUCAAUGGUCCUAUUGGUCAUUGUGAUUGUAUCCUCUGUGACUCGCGUUUUAGUUUCCUUCUUGUUCCCUGACAGACUUCCAGCAACUGCUGAGAUACAGGCCAUAAAAACACAUUCCUUACUUCGGCUCAGGGAGGCUGAGGUAACAUUUUAGGACAGAGGUCAGCAGCCUUUUAUGGUUAAAGAACCAAACAUCAAAA
This is a messenger RNA of Eublepharis macularius, 1673 nucleotides long. Its product is annotated as E3 ubiquitin-protein ligase TRIM7-like. The record is from RefSeq and is a predicted model, not a curated record. The coding region runs from base 30 to 1460 and encodes 476 amino acids. Gene Ontology annotation, molecular function: protein binding; zinc ion binding. NCBI's taxonomy places the organism in Eukaryota, Metazoa, Chordata, Lepidosauria, Squamata, Eublepharidae. The transcript is spliced from 7 exons.